Molecule: messenger RNA, 2008 nt
Organism: Drosophila willistoni
Lineage: Eukaryota; Metazoa; Arthropoda; Insecta; Diptera; Drosophilidae
Product: alpha-tubulin N-acetyltransferase 1
Exons: 6
Coding region: 143-1582 (479 amino acids)
Biological process (GO): alpha-tubulin acetylation
Cellular component (GO): microtubule
Molecular function (GO): tubulin N-acetyltransferase activity
Source: RefSeq, a predicted model, not a curated record
ACGAAGCAGUGAAGCGGCGGCCCAGAGAAUACCACGAUAUAUAUAUAUAUAUAUAGACAUAUAUAGAGAGUGACAGAGAGAGAGAGAGAGAGGGAGAGAGAUACUAAAUAGGUCAGAGCAAUCAGCAACAAACAGCAGAAGAAUGGUGGAUUUCCGUUUCGACAUUAAACCGCUGUUUCCGCAGUCAAUUAUUAAAGUGACAUCCAAUCUCUUGCCGCACACCUUUCGCGGCGAUCGGCGUCAGUGUUUAGAUGCCACCUCAAAGAUGUCGGAAAUAAUUGAUAGAUUGGGUCAAUUAUCGGCCACAUCGCAGGGUUUAAGUAAGCCAGUGACCACAGCACAGCGUCUCAGAAUGUCUGAGAAUCAGACAAUCUAUCUGCUGGCAGAUAGCAAUGCUGGACACAACGGUGCUGUUAUUGGCCUUCUUAAAGUUGGCACCAAGGAUCUCUAUUUGUUCGAUGAAACCGGUCAGACACGUAAAGUGGAGCAGGCUCCAUCGAUUCUCGAUUUCUAUGUCCAUGAGUCGCGUCAACGUUCGGGCCUGGGCAAACGUCUCUUUGAGACUAUGCUGAAAGAGGAACAUUGGACCCCAAUCAAAUGUUCUGUGGAUCGUCCAUCUGAGAAACUUUUGGCAUUUUUGGCCAAACAUUAUGGUCUACAGCGUACCAUACCGCAAGCGAAUAAUUUUGUUCUAUACGAGGGUUUCUUUAACAAUAAUAAUGAUAAUGAAAAUGGUUCAAACCAUUCCAAUUCUCAAUCUGCGGCCAAUGGACAUGGAAAUGGCCUGCACAUAACAAACAGUCCUAACACUCAACUAUUUGGUGCUACUUAUCUGGGCGAUGAGGCUAACAAAAGACGUGGAUCACAGCAACAACAGACUUCAUCGAAUGUUUUGUUGCAGCAAAUAACACAGAUCUCACCAUCGGGACGCUAUGGUGCACCGCGUCCCACAUGCAGUAUGGCGGAGAUAAUUCAUGCUGGUGGCUCUAAGAAUGGCAGCAACAAAGUUGCCGGUGGUGGAGGAGGAGUGGGUGGUGGUGGCGGCGUCGAGUCAAGCAGCGGCGGCCAUGACUUGGCAGAACUAGCAGCCCAAUUGCAGAUGCAUGAUCCAGAACCCGAAAUUCACGUAUCUCAACUUCAACCCGAGCUUGACCCAGAGCCAGAGGAAGAACCAGAGGAUGAGCUGGAGGAGAUACCACCAUCUCCAUUGCCGCCAACACCGCCGCGGAAGGCCCACACACCGACACCGCCGUCGGUACGUUCGCCGGAGGCUGCGGAGAGCAUCAUUGGGGAUAAUCGUAAGCCACCGGCAUUCCAAUUGUCCAAACAACACACUGGCAUGAAGAAUCGCUCUUUUGGUGUGGGCAUGGCUGUUAUGCCCAGCAGUAAAAUGGAAUUCAAUCAAUUGGAACGUGAAGAUUUCGGUGUGGUUAAAAUAAAUCGUCCGCCCGGACAUGAAUUAACCUCACCGGGUCAAGAUAACACAGAUGCCAUGUCCACAGUAUCGGGUGCCAAUGGUGCUGGAGGAUUAACCGAUCAGGGUUAUUAUGAUCUCAAGUUCUAUCACAAUAAAUUGUGGUAAGCAGCAGCAGCAGCAACAGAAGGAGAUCCGCCAGAGCCAGGAGGCAACAAAUGUCUUAACAUUCGAUUUUUUUGUACGUGGCAUAUAUAAGCAUAAAUAAUGAAUUAAACAGAAUUUAGCAUAUAAGCUUAAAACUUAACUCUUUAUAUACAUACGUAAAGAAAUCCCCUAUAAACCUUAGGUCAAACACACACUUAAAAGGCGGUUCCUGUUUAGUUUAAACCAUAGUUCAAAUUAUGUUUUGUGCUUCUUUUGUAAUUUAUUUAAUUAAUUUUGUUGUUUGUGUUCGUCUUUCAUUUGUUACGGCCAACCACCACACACACAACAAGCACUUAACAGAGCAGCUAAGAGUAAAUAAUGUUGAUUAUCUAGAGUAACUCACACAUAAAGAAUCUAAUCUAAUAAUUAUUAUUGUUAGCCAUAGUC